UCAAUGGUUGACGAUGGCCAUGGUUAAUGCUUUUUAAUGAUCGUCAGCUACUUUAGACAUGAUUCCAAAACUGUAGCAAGCAAUGAAAAAAUGUAGUAUUGUGACAGACAGUGAUGUUUAUGUCUAUCGUGACCUGAUAAAAAACUAUUAUUACGGUCAUUGUUGGUAUCAUGUAUUGUUAUUAGAUUGGCAGCGAAUUGAAUAGAAAAUAGAACAGAACAAGUUAAAGCAGAAGUCUCCCGGUUGUAAUCAUCAAAGUAGUCAUCACGUUGCGAUAGCGUGUGAGCUUUUUAAGGUUUAAAUUCCAAAAUCGAACUCGUUUUUCGUGUCUUUAAAUAUAGACUACCAAAACUGUAUUGAGCAUGCUUGGAAACAACCCAAUAUCGUUGACCAAAAUAGCGUGUAAUUAAAAUUUCCCUUUGAAGCAAUGCAAGUGACACGUAUGUUAUUUUAGCCUUAGCAGAAAAUUCGUACUAAAACCUUUUUACUGAUUUGGCAAAAUUCAAACGAUGGAUUCGUUGGUGUUCGUGCUGGUGGACACAGUGCUGGUGAUGAAAUACCAAAUCCUUUUAUUUUUAGUAAUUGUCUACGCCAUAAAACUAUUAGCAACGUCACAGUCAAGGCGCUUGAACAUUCCUGGUCCUUACCCGUGGCCAGUGAUCGGAAAUGUGAUAGAAAUGGGAGGCCAACCUCAGUUUUCACUGACAAACAUGGCGAAAAAGUACGGACCUGUGUAUUUGAUGAAACUCGGAACUGCUGACGUUCUGGUGCUCAACAAUUAUGAAGUCAUCAAAGAAGCAUUGUUACGUCAAAGACGCAUCUUUGGUGGCCGACCGAUAUUCGAUUCAUUUAAGAAAAUUUCUCAAGGUCGAGGGGUUGUCUUUAACAGCACAAUGACACAGGGAGACGAAUGGAUGAAACUAAAAAUGACAAUUGUAAAGCAUGUUCACCGUUUUGUAUCCUCUGAAGAAACGAAAGGAUAUGUUGCACACCAUGUACAAAUGGAAGCCGUGGAACUCGUUCGGAUCCUUACCGAAAAGUGCCGAAGUUCUCCGAACAAAGUGAUUUUUCCAAUCGAGCAGAUCAACUUGGCCAUUGCGAACGUCGUGUGUGCAAUCAUGUUUGGGCAUCGAUACCAACACGGAAACAAGGAAUUUCAAGACCUGAUCAGUUUGAACGAACAAUUUGGAGAUGUUAUUGGUUCCGGAAGCCAGGUCGACGUCAUACCCUGGAUGAAGAUUUUUCCGAAGUUUCGAAACGCUCUAAAAGUUUUCGAUUUUCUCACAAAUCGAUUGAACGAUUGGAUGCGACUCAGAACAAAGGAACACAGACUCACAUACAAACAUGGUGUGAUUCGCGACAUCGUCGAUAGCUUUAUCGCAGAGUCAAUCGACCACCCGGAACAAUCAGCACUUAAUGAUGACGUAAUAAUGGCACUGACCACGGACGUGUUCGGGGCUGGACAAGACACGAUGUCAACUACUAUGCAAUGGGUCUUUGUAUAUAUGAUGCAUUUUAAAGAAUGCCAGCGAAAGAUCCAUGCCGAACUUGACUCAGUUAUCGGCCCCGGAGAACUCCCGCAUAUCUCUGACCGACGGCGUCUUCCAUACUUGGAAGCAGUAAUGCACGAAAUAUUUCGUCAUUCGACAUUUACGUCCACCACAAUACCUCAUGUUACCACACAAGAUACGGUUUUGGAUGGACACUUUAUCCCCAAAGGUAUCCUUGUGUUCAUCAAUCAGUUUGGCGCAAACCACGACCCAAACCAUUGGGUAGACCCCGAUAAGUUUAUUCCUGAAAGGUUCCUAGAUGGGAAAGGAAAUCUUAUUUCUCGUCCUCACGAUCGCUACCUUCUAUUUUCCACUGGAGCAAGGAAGUGCCCUGGAGACGAACUUUCCCGAAUGCUGAUCCUGCAUUUCAUGGCAACAAUGUUUGCAUUGUGUGAAGUUUCAUCUGAUCCCAAGAAGCCUGCUACACUGGAUGCGGUUUAUAAUCUCUCAAUGCGGCCAAAAGAACUGCGGACAAUCGUACGCAGUAGAAACUUGCCGUUCCUGAAGAAUUCAGUCGCUCAGAUGUCCGAAGCCGAUUCGCACGUUCUCACAGUUCCUGGCGAAACCACCUCAUUUUUAACUUCGCGUGUCGAAAGCACUGUUCCAGAUAAUCAGGAAAGUCAAUUUUCAGAUAACGAUUUCGAAAAAGUGGAUACCAAAAUACCGAAACGUAAAGUGUUUUCGAGGCCGACACUGACGCAUGACGACAUUAACGGGAAUAACGUUAGAAAACGUGGGAAUCUCCACCAAAGCGCAAUGUAUAGAAUUCAGCUUGCCACAUAAUUUGUACAGCUAUAGUAUAAAUGGGAAUAAAGUAAUGUGAUGACGUUGUUACAACACAUCAGAGGGCGCGUAAUGUCACAGAGGAGGUGACAGCGGAGUCGAGAUUUUGUUACUAUAUUAAACUUCUUGCCUUUGGAACCUUUAUACCUUUCCUUCUUCAUAUGCAUUGUUGAUACACGCACAAUGUGUGUUUUAUUAUGUAGCGUUUACACCACGGUGGGUAUAGGAUAAGGUGAAUAUGGCUAGAAAACAAAUAUAAAUACAUUAAUAUUUAUUUUGAACACUGCGGUGUAAACGCCUCUUUAUUUAUACAUACUUGGUGAAUUGGUGUAUUCUACUUAUUAUGAUGAAAAAAUCAGUGAAAGAAAUAUCAUAUUACAGCAUUUUAGAAUUUUCCCACUCCGUGAUGUUCAGUUCGAAGAAUAAUUUCUUUUAAUUGUUGCUCAUUAAAACUAAAUAAGCUACCGAGCCUUAUCGACUGUUAAAUUUUGUCAUUUGCUAAUGUGUACUGUACUGUCGAAAACGAACCAGAUUUAAAUUAAAUAUCUACUGCAAUUUAAAACUACAUCUUUUCCACAUGUUCUUAACAAAGCCGAUUGAACACACGCAUAUGUUGCUUUUAAUAAAUUAUCUUCUGUA
Ciona intestinalis (vase tunicate) is the source of this 2972-nucleotide messenger RNA. RefSeq names its product cytochrome P450 1A1-like. The record is from RefSeq and is a predicted model, not a curated record. Gene Ontology annotation, biological process: hormone biosynthetic process; progesterone metabolic process. Lineage: Eukaryota; Metazoa; Chordata; Ascidiacea; Phlebobranchia; Cionidae. Gene Ontology annotation, molecular function: steroid 17-alpha-monooxygenase activity; heme binding; iron ion binding.